Molecule: messenger RNA, 552 nt
Organism: Paraglomus occultum
Lineage: Eukaryota; Fungi; Glomeromycota; Glomeromycetes; Paraglomerales; Paraglomeraceae
Source: the annotation of a GenBank genome assembly
AUGUCUGAUACAUUCACGCCAUCAAAGCUCGAUCGUGCCAGUUUGGCCCCAGGAGAAUUUAUUGCAACUGUAACGACUGUAACUUCCCUGUGGGCAUUUUUUAUCGGUUCAAUUGACGGAGCCAAACGUGCGAGCCUUCAAUACCUUGCUGAACAUGCGCAUGUGCUCCCAAAAACAAAGCAAGGAUGGUAUCUGUAUCAUAGACGAAAAAACUACGCUGUAAUACUCAAUUCAGGAAAGAUCGGCUUGCAAUACGUGAAACGGUUUGGGGGAUUAACUCUGGUAUUUACGGGAACGCAAGCAGCACUAGAUAAAGCGCGUGGUGAAGCAGACAUGAUUGAUUCUGUCGUGGCUGGGGCUGGAACAGGGCUGGCUAAUUCAUUUUUGUAUCGUCUAUCUCGACGAAGUACUUUGCAUGCAUGUAUGAUAGGUGGUGCAGUUGGACUUUUCGCUGGCGGAAUGCAAGACAUGAUAAAUAUUUACCAAGGAAAACCAGUUUGGUAUUGGAAACAAAAGUCAAAUGUAAAUGGAAACAGUGUGGUGAAAGAUUAA